Hypanus sabinus (Atlantic stingray) is the source of this 2092-nucleotide messenger RNA. Its product is annotated as leucine-rich repeat-containing protein 43-like. Gene Ontology annotation, molecular function: protein binding. Bases 88 to 1962 code for a protein of 624 amino acids. The record is from RefSeq and is a predicted model, not a curated record. NCBI's taxonomy places the organism in Eukaryota, Metazoa, Chordata, Chondrichthyes, Myliobatiformes, Dasyatidae. The transcript is spliced from 13 exons.
GUACUUACUCUGUUUGUAAGCAGUGUUACUUGAAACUGAAAAAUGAGACUUUAAAUUAGGAUUAUCUUUCAAACCUCUCUGAAGUAAAUGUCUGUGAACGGACUAUACCGGGGAGAGUACUUGACAUCAUUUGAACAUGCUUUUCAACAACAGAUGAAGACUUUGUGCUUGAAUGAUUUCCCUUGUGGGACUGGCAGCUGGAACAGGCCCAGGAGCCCAACACAGGGGGCCAGAAGCAGCAAGCUACUGAGAUACCAUGGAGAGGAGGAAGAGGAGCAGGACAGAGAUGUACACGAGGAAGACCAGCGGGCACUGAGGGAAUAUCUAACGGAUAAGCAUUCACCUUGGAAUGGUGAGGACCUGAGCCCGGAGAAUCAGCAUCUGAGGGAAAUGGCAAUCUCUUCGCCAUCACUCGUGAAUUUAAACUUCUUUUGCUCUAACUUAAAAGCCUUAAGACUUGUGAAUAAACAGAUCACUGAGGUUGACAAGGACUUGUUGAAAUUUCAGAAUCUGGAAGAACUUACACUAAGUGCGAAUAGGAUCUCUACAUUAAACUCAGCCAAUCUUCCAAGAAAGCUGAAGAUUCUAGAGCUCUGCACCAAUGAGAUUUCCUCUCUAAAUGAUCUGGUCGUCAGCCCACCUCCUGGGUUACAACACCUGGGGCUGUCAUACAACAAGCUUUCGCUUGACUCCGAGUACAAGUUCCUCUCAGGCGAAUUCUGGCCCAAUCUAAUAUCGCUUGACUUGAGUUUUAAUGACUUUGAGAAUUUGCUGAAUAUAGUGGCUCACCUUACUUUGCUGCCAAAACUGAAAAACCUUAUUCUCCUGGGAAAUCCAAUUGCCCUUCUUCCCAAUUACCGGGGUUAUAUCAUUGACACAUUGAAGAACCUUACUGCCCUGGAUGAUGCGUUGAUAACCACAGAUGAAAGACAUAUUUUUAAGCACUUGUCAAAAUAUGAAGAAUUUACAGUUAAUCUUACUCGGGCAACAAUAAGUGUAGGAAAUGUAACGGGCAUUCCCAAUCCCAUUGAUCCCCUGGAGGAGUUGCCAGAAUUCCCAAUUAUCACCAGGAAUUACUUUGUAACCUAUGACUUUCUUGAAGAUUCACGAGGUUUUGAGAUAAGUACUGAGACAACACAAGAUAAAAAGCAAAGUGAAAACUCCUCCAGUGAAAUGGCUGAUGAGACUGGUAAAGUUUCCACAUCAGCAGCUCCUGACCCUGUCACCAGCCCUCUCCCAACAGCACAGGACCAGUCUCAAGAAGUGCUUACUCACAAGGUACCUCUAAAGCCCUGGGCAGAUCCAAUUGUGUACAACUAUACCAAGGAUUUCAGUGUGGCUAAUCUGUACGCACUGAAGAAAUUGCUCCAAAAUGGUCUGACAAUAAAUGUCAUCGAAGAAAAGAUCCUUUCAUGGCCAGUCAAGACAUUGGAAACUUCGGAAGCUCCCACGAAAGAGAAAGGGAAAGGACAAGAGUCUGCAAAGGGAGGUAAAAAUAGCUCCAAGGAAAAGACCAAAGACAGUGCCAAGGACAAGAAGGGCAAAGACAGUGCCAAGGACAAGAAGACCAAAGACAGUGCCAAGGACAAGAAGACCAAAGACAGUGCCAAGGACAAAAAGAAGCAGCCUUCUACAUUUCAAAGCGAUGCACCCAUUGAGCGAAUCCUGGGGACGUGCCAUGUCGAUCUGUCCUCCAUUCUGAUGGGAAACCAUUUGCUUGAGAUGGUCUGUGAUUUAGGAAUUCCUGAAAAUGAACCAAAGCCAAAGCCACCAACUCCAGAUAUUAAGUUUGCAGCGGGGACUGUGAAAACACAGCUGAGCGGAAUCAUUAACCGGAAUGCUGUCCUAGCUAGGUCCUCUCAGAAUGCCUUUGCAGAAGAAAAGAAGAACACUAUACCUUGCUCUGACUGCAUCUGUGUUUUUGCUGGUUCUGAAGUGGCAAAGUGGAAUUGUCACAAUUGACAAGGAUAAGGAAAGGACUCGUCGUGUCGUGGUCCCUACAGUUACUGUUAACGCCACCGAGACAACCCCGUGCUUACCAAAUACAGCAUACUUCAACAAGUCUACAAUACUACCCAAGGUAUACCAGAAC